AUGGCGUCUUUUAACAUGGCUUCCCCUGCCCACACCCAACAUGGCGUCUCCCGCCGCUUCUGCCCUUCCCCGCCGCGCAUGCGCAGCGCCAAGGGCACGAUGGCGGCGCUGCGGGCGCUGUGGCGGCUCCGCGGCCCCGCGGGGCUGAGGGCGGUGGGACCCCGCCUGGGCCCGGCCCCUGCCCGGUCGCGGCAAUGGCAGCCCGACGUGGAGUGGGCGCAGCAAUUCGCCGGCGCCGUCAUGUACCCGAGCAAGGAGACCGAGAAGUGGGUCCCGCCGCCCUGGAACGGUGAGGGGAGAUCCUCCACACCUGGGACAUCCAUUGGACCCCCCCUGCCCACAUCCCUGGUGCCACCUGACUUCCCACCUGUCCCCCCAGUCCCACCUGAGCUCCCACCUGUCCCCCCAAUGCCCCGUGUCCCCCCGUGCCAGGACCUGCCCCUGGGGCUCAUGGACGACAUCUACGAGUUCGUGAAGAACUUUUCCAUCCGGAUCGACGAGGUGGAGGAGAUGCUCACCAACAACCGCAUCUGGAAGAACCGCACCGUGGACAUCGGGGUGAUCACGGCCGAGGAGGCCCUGAACUACGGCUUCAGCGGGGUGAUGCUCCGGGGCUCCGGGAUCCACUGGGACCUGCGGAAGACGCAGCCCUACGACGUCUACGACCAGGUGGAGUUCGACGUCCCCAUCGGCUCCCGGGGGGACUGCUACGACAGGUGAGGGGACAGGGCAGGGCACAGGGA
Molecule: messenger RNA, 743 nt
Organism: Lepidothrix coronata (blue-crowned manakin)
Lineage: Eukaryota; Metazoa; Chordata; Aves; Passeriformes; Pipridae
Gene: NDUFS2
Product: NADH:ubiquinone oxidoreductase core subunit S2
Exons: 5
Coding region: 1-720 (239 amino acids)
Biological process (GO): mitochondrial electron transport, NADH to ubiquinone
Molecular function (GO): NADH dehydrogenase (ubiquinone) activity; NAD binding; quinone binding
Source: RefSeq, a predicted model, not a curated record